AUGACGGACGCCGACCUGCAGGAAAGACAGCGGAAGAAGGGUCUUCUAUGCUUCAUCCCGGCUGCAAUGUUUGCCUUUGGAGGCUUCGUAAUGAUGGUCGCGGGCAUCGCCAUCAUUCUUCUUGUAAAUCCCGAUCAUUCGGAUUGGCGGUAAGAUAGCAACGGCAGUUGACCUUUUUCUCUCAAUGAAACCAACCAAAAGCAUUACCGACAGAGACUAGGCAGAUGGUCUGUCUUGUCAGUAAUGCCAUUCUCUCUACAUUGUAACGAACCGCAAUGUCAAUACGAAGGCGGCCCAAGGAAAGCAGGACUCUAGCAAUUACUAUGUACGAUGAGAAACUAAUGGGGGGUGCUAAUUCCAGAAAAUAAACUAGGGCAAGACGUGAUUGUCCAGGGGCGGUUGGCGGAGAGCACAGGGAUCCGGCGAAGACGGCAUCGGAGGUCCCACGUCCGAAGGUCGGCGGCCUGCCACGGGGUUGUCGAGAGUGACUUCCCGCCAGUACUUACGGCUUUUCCAAGCGUCAAGGUUGAGUCCGCCACUGAUGAUUGGUUGGGCGUAGUUUUGUUUCGAAAAGUUGAACAAAAUUAAGCUAGGACUAAUUCCAUUAAUUUAUAGUUAUAUAAAUUUAUUAUAUGUGAACUUUUUUUAAGAAGUGCCUGUCGUAUAAAUACGGGAAAGUUUGGCGCGCGCGCGUCCCCAUAGAGGUUAGGGGCGCGUCUUGUCUGUGCUUCUACAAUAUUGCAGCGCAUAGGCUGGCUUUCUAGAACUUUCUAGAACAUAUACUACUAACCGCGGUGCGACUGCUGGGAGGCUCGAGGUUGAAUGCUAAGGCACGACGAGGGAGGAGCGUGUCCCAUUUCGCAAUGAGCGAGCGCUCCACUACCAAAAGCCAUAUUUUGAGGGCUCCUGUAAGGCCUUCGUUUAAAAUUUUAGAAUAGGGAAGCAAAAAAUCUAAUUUUUCCUAAAUGGCUGCCUUCGAAAGUGUACGGUUUGCUAAUUAACCCGACUGCUGAUUAGAUUUCGUAAUCCAAGUGGGCAAUACGGGCAGAAAUUAGCGUCGGUAAAUUUCCCCACCUCCUCCUAUUUCGAUUGUGACAUUAAUCAUGGCAGUAUUGUAAAUGUUUGCUUCAAAUCUCAUAGUGAAUUAAUGACAAAGUCGCGAGAACCAAUCAAAUGAAGGCCCUGGCUUCGUUGAAUUGAGAUCGGAGUUGCUAGUUGAAUUUUCCCAGUAGGCAAUAAAGUCAUUAGGAGAAAAAGCUUAUCUUCAAUUAUCCCAUUAGCAAAAGAUGCAGAGAUAGAAAUAGCUGCAAGAAAAGCAAGUUUUGUUCGACACCUUUAAGGAGCUAUUAGGUGGACAUAGAGUUUGGCAAAACAACCAUUCGUAAACGGCUGGGGACAUUUUCUCAUUUGCGCAGUCCCCUUUAAUGCAGGUUCAAGUUUCAGAAAAAAACCCCGGAAAUGGCCAUUAUUAACGUAUGCGCAAAGGGGUAGAAUUUCCAGUGUAAUCGUCAUUUUUAGUGAAUUGGCAUCUAGCUUCCUGUUUCGGGUUUACCCUGGAAAAAAGUUACUUCUCCCAUAUGAAAUCUCGGCCAUCAGCUAAUUUUAUAUACUUAUUUCGAAUAAGUGAACUUUGUAGGAAAGCGUUUAAUUGUACUUUCUUUUGAAGAAAAUGACAGCUUCCUGAAAUUUCGACUUAAAAUCUAGAAGUUAUCUAGAUAUAAUAAUUUUAAUGAAUUUUAUUCUUUUCAAGACGUGGUAGGUGCAUUUACCAUGCCUUACUGCCUUCACGUUACUUGGAAUGCAUUUUGGACCAAUUUAAAUGUCUGUUGACCUGAUCUAAGGCGCCUGUUGACACCCGGUGUCAGUCAGUCUACCGAAGACGAUAGAAAUUUCAUUAAUCCUCUAAGUGUGGACAGUUAACCUAUCGCAGCCAUCAGGAAUCAGCGAAAAGAUACACAAUGCAAUUUAGGCUCUUUAUGUUGAGGGACUUUUCACCGAAAUCAUCCCGCCAAGGGCAAAAAAGUCACCUUAUAUUAUGCUCCUCAUCUAUAGGUAUUGCAGCCCGACUUGCGCAGUCUGUUCCUUUUGGGGGCAUAUUUGCAAAUGUCAGCCCGUAUCAGAGGUGUACAAGACGGAGACAGCGACUUUUACAUUUCAUUUCCGCAGGCUCCGGCUAGCUGGUACAUGAUCACCCGAUAAGUGGUCAUUGUUUUCUUUCGAACACCAGUCGGUUGCCUUUGCACAAACUGCCACACACUCUAUAAUCUAUAUCCACUCAAAUGCCCGGAUCAUUCGACUGUCCAGCGAUAUUGUCGGUAUCGUUUCCACUAAAGGGCGGUUAUGGGUCCUUAGAAGCGAAGAGACGAGCCUCAGGAAACAGUCGUGAAGAAGGAGACACGAUCGCUGUGACAAGAGCUUUAUUAGCCUGAUGUUUCGGAUUCCUGCUCGAACUCAUCAUCAGAGACAAAAGCAGAUACGGAUGGUUCAUGCACAAGAAGCUGCAGUAUUUAUAGGACGCAGUCGCCAUGCUACCGCAUACCUAUGAGUAUUCACGGCUUUCCACACCCCCCCCCGCUUUAUCAGGGAUCGUUGCACUUGGUGUGCUGACUGUUUGAUGGCCGACAUUCGCGUCGUUAGUUGCUGAAAUUUCAUCACGCGCGUUGGAUGUUGGUGUGAUGAUUGCUCGACCAUCUGACCCACCGACCCUGGCGUUGGGAAAAGUGUUCACCUGUGCGCGCCCCACGUGGCUCAUUACUCCGUCUAGGCGAAGUCUCAGCACCGAGUAUGGAAGGGGAAGGUCAUUGCACUUGUUGAUGGACUGGGGGCCAGUGAACCAUGACUCAUGCAGAUAGCGGCUCAAGCGGUUUUCGCCUCUAAUGAGAAUUCGGCUUCGUCAAAUUUGAAUGUGUGGCCGGAUCUCGUCGAAUGAGUCGCACCUUGAUAGCUGGCGUCAUUUCUCCGUACCGUUGAAGCGUGUUCGGUCAUUCGCGUUCGGAGCUGUCUUCCGGUUUCUCCGACGCAGUUACUUUGUUCGCAACUGCACCAGAUCCGAUAAACGACUCCAGACAUUUCUAGCCGUGGCAGCGUGUCUUUCGGUUUCAGCAACUGACGCCUGAUGGUUGCCUCCGGUCUUGUCCCAGCGAUCGUGUCUCCUUCUUUUAGACUGCUUUCUGGGACUCGUCUCUUCGCUUCUAUUGACAGUCUAACUGUUGUGUCAGCUAUGGAUCCACCAGGGGAUGCAUCACAUGCUAGGCGUGGUAGCGGCAACCAGUCCAUACACUGCGCACACUCCCAAGGUCCCGAGCCCUUGGCCAGGCCUUAUGGAUGGAACGCAAUGGCUGUCAGAUGACUAGGUGAGACCGGCGCUGCGCAAGUCUCCCUUAUUUUAGACAGGCUGUUGCUGCCCUAGAAGCCAGUACAUCCAACCACGACGCCAGAUGACCAGCUGGCUUGGAAGAUCAACAGGUGGAUGGUAGAUGACAAAAGCGAGGGAGAGAGAGAAGGUCUACCCUGAGGAGUCCAAACCUACGGCGUUACAGCGCAUUCCUCGCCAUAAUAAUUCCCAAGGACUUUGAAAUUAUCAGGAUGCGCCAAAUGUCAUUGCGUGUGUUUGCCCCCUAAAACGUGCCACGCGGUAGAUGCAAUGGGCCAACACGGGAGCUAGAUUGGAAUCCGGUAGGCGUUAUCAGGAACGCGCACCUGUCACAAAUGUCAACAUCCUGGGUGUGGUGGCACGCCCAUUCGCGGGCUCAUGUCGCGCCAGUUGGGAUCCGUGUCGCACACCAUUAUCUUGUAUGUAUGACCAGCGGUUGUGCUGGGUUUUUGCCGUGCCAACCACCUGAGUCCUCUCCCGCCCCCGGUUUUCUUGACUCUGUCUUGACAUCGAAUCCAGGUGAGGUAGUAGGAGAAAGUGCGGUAGAUGCUACGCAUGUCACUUUCCCCGUGCUCACUUUGCCGUGGAGCUUACGGUGGACAGCGGCGAUCGAUUUGUCGUCUGCGUGCAGGCUUCCAUUCUUCGCAACAGACGACUCGGACAGCGACUGGAGUCUGGUAUUGGGAAGGGAGAGUGAGGUCGACGACUCGGUGCAUUCGCCUCACUAUAAACAAUCUGACGGGCUUGAAGCUAUUGCUGUGCACUAAAAGCCGUGGCUUGGAAGGUUGCCAACUGACGAGGUAACUAGGAACUCGCGGUCGAUCCAGUGUUGUGUGUUUGUGUGAAAUGACCGACUGUUGGUCUGAGAGUCGGACCGCAGUGGCUCCUUUAUCGCACUGCCGCGUAAUGGAGUCCAGACACGCGCAUCCAGAUGACAGUUUCUGCUGGCCCGGCUCGCCGAAAAAUCGUGCUGUGUUGCAAGGAGGCCGGAUCAGUAACCCCGAUCAACGCUAAAUCCCACAGGAAGGAGAUUCUAGACAAGGUCUCUGCAAGUCGAACAACCCGCUAUAGUCCAUUUGUUUGUUUCAGACCAAACAGUUACAGACUAAUAGUUGUCGCUUGAGUCAGUACAUGGACGACCGCAUUGCCGAAUGCACCGACAAACUGAGCCGUCGUAUUUCGGCUGUUGUCCGCACGCUUCGGAUCGAACUCAAACAGAAAUCCUAACGAAGCAAACAUCUAACAAUUUAUCUUUGGAGGACUAGGACAUGAAGGUCAGGCCAGUGCUCCUUAGGACUCUAGAGUGGGUCAAGCAUAGCACUCGGCCACGGUUUUCUGGACCGAACAAUGGGACAAAUAUUGGGAUGAUGAUGUUGUUGUUGCUGUUGAUGAUGAUGAUGAUGAUGAUGAUGAUGAUGAUGAUGAUGAGGAUGAUGAUGAUGAUGAUGAUGAUGAUGAUGAUGAUGAUGAUGAUGAUGAUGAUGAUGAUGAUGAUGAUGAUGAUGAUGAUGAUGAUGAUGAUGAUGAUGAUGAUGAUGAUGAUGAUGAUGAUGAUGAUGAUGAUGAUGAUGAUGAUGAUGAUGAUGAUGAUGAUGAUGAUGAUGAUGAUGAUGAUGAUGAUGAUGAUGAUGACGGUGUGACGACAGCGGUGCUGUUGCGGAAAGACAGUUUUGUUGGAAGUGCGAACAAGUAG
Molecule: messenger RNA, 5066 nt
Organism: Spirometra erinaceieuropaei
Lineage: Eukaryota; Metazoa; Platyhelminthes; Cestoda; Diphyllobothriidea; Diphyllobothriidae
Source: the annotation of a GenBank genome assembly